Messenger RNA from Pistacia vera, 2640 nucleotides. RefSeq names its product MND1-interacting protein 1-like. The coding region runs from base 180 to 2348 and encodes 722 amino acids. The record is from RefSeq and is a predicted model, not a curated record. NCBI's taxonomy places the organism in Eukaryota, Viridiplantae, Streptophyta, Magnoliopsida, Sapindales, Anacardiaceae. The transcript has 3 exons.
ACUGACCUGCAUCCGCCUUGCCUGCUCAGCCCUUUCUCUAUCAAAUUCACACACACACACACACACACAGACGCCUCCAUUUUUCUCAAUCACUCUAUUGAUUUCAAGCUUCAAAUAAAUCAACGCGUUCUUCAUCUGGGUUGUUGAUUGAAAUUUGAUACAGAUAUUGUUUAUAUUAUAUGGGUUGCACUGUGAGAGAGAAGCAUAUCCGGACAAACCGGAGGCCACGAUCCGUGAAACCCGAAUUCGAUCCUUGUUGUUAUCUUGAUAAGGUAUCAAUAUCUAAAUCUAUACUUGAAUCGGGUCUCAAACCAUUGAGUUAUCAUCUGGGUUUACAUGAUUCGACCCAGAACUCAAACCCUAACCCUAACUCAACUUUUGAGGAUCAUGGUUGGGGUUACUGCACUGAGGAACAACUGGAGGAAAUUUUGUUGAAAAACUUAGAGUUUUUGUAUAAUGAAGCUAUAUCUAAACUUGUUGCAUUGGGUUAUGAUGAGGAUGUUGCUUUGAAGGCUAUAUUGAAAAAUGGGUAUUGUUAUGGUGGCAUGGAUGUGUUAACAAACAUAUUGCAUAAUUCUUUGGCUUAUUUGAAUAGUAGUCCUUGUGGUGGUGGUGGUAAUGGUAAUGCUGGUAAUGUGAAUUCAGAGGAACCAGAGAUGGUUUUUAAUGAUUUAAGACAACUAGAAGAGUACUCACUUGCGGGUAUGGUAUGUUUGUUGCAACAAGUUAGACCACAUUUGAGUAAGGGUGAUGCCAUGUGGUGUUUGCUGAUGAGUGAUCUUCAUGUGGGUCGUGCGAAUAGUAUUGAAAUUCCGGGUACUAAUGUUUGUGGUGGUACAGUUCCAAACAAUGUGGAUAAUGUUGUAAAUAAUGGUGGGGUUAGUGGUGUUGUUGCUCCAGCAUUGUGUAGGUUUCAUGGAGGGUGGGGGUUUGGGAGUGGGGGAAAUUCUGAGUUUUCGGUCAAUGGGUUCUUUUCAUAUAGUGCUGAAAUGACUUUGCCGAGGGAUAUUGAGUGUCCUAAGAGGUUUAAUCUUUCGCCUUCUAUGAAAUCUUUGUUGAAGAGAAAUGUCGCAAUGUUUGCUGCUGGUUUUCGGGCUAAUUCGAAGCAGAUGCAGUCACAAUCUCCGGCUUGUCUGAGUGUUACGUCGGGUGGGGAUGUUUCUCCAGUUGGAUCUGGGGCUGAGGUUUUGGUUGAGAAGUGUGAGGAGUCAAAGAGUUUGAAGGAUCCAAAUGGGGUUGAUUCAGUAAUGAGUAAAUUGCGUGAUCUGAAUAUUGAUGAGCAUUUGGAGGAUGUAACAGAGGAUCAGAAGGAUGAGAUGAUAGUUACUUUGCUUGACCAGGUUAAGGAAUUAGAGAAGCUGGUGAAGGAGCGGAAAGAAUGGGCACACCAGAAGGCAAUGCAAGCUGCUAGGAAACUUAGUAAUGACCUAACAGAGCUUAAAAUGUUGAGGAUGGAGAGGGAGGAGACUCAGCGGUUGAAGAAGGGGAAACAGACUCUUGAGGACACAACCAUGAAGAGGCUCUCGGAGAUGGAGAAUGCACUGAGGAAGGCUAGUGGUCAAGUAGAUAGAGCAAAUGCUGCUGUUAGAAGGCUUGAAACAGAGAAUGCUGAAAUCAGAGCAGAGAUGGAGGCUUCCAAGUUGAGUGCUGCAGAGUCUGUUACAACAUGUUUGGAGGUCGCAAAGAGGGAGAAAAAGUGCCUUAAGAGGCUCUUGGCUUGGGAGAAACAGAAAGCUAAGUUGCAGGAGGAGAUCGCUGAUGAGAAAGAGAAGAUCAAGGAGUUGCAACGAUGUUUGGCACGCGUCCAGCUGGAUCAGAAAGAAACUGAGUCAAAGUGGAGGCAGGAACAGAAGGCCAAAGAACUAGCCUUGACCCAAGUGGAGGAGGAACAGCGUUCAAAGGAAGCAGCAGAAGCUAGCAAUAAAAGAAAGCUUGAGGCUUUGCGCCUGAAAAUAGAGAUAGACUUCCAGCGCCACAAGGACGAUCUCCAAAGACUUGAGCAGGAGUUUUCGCGUCUAAAAGCAUCUGCAGAGUCUACUGAGUUGAUUCAUCAAUCAGCUACUUUACCUUUAGGAAAGUCAGAGAGGGUAAUGCCCCAAGGAGAAACGAUUGCAAGGUUGCUGCAUGAGUUGGACGAAUUGGAAGAUUCGUCUGAGAAAGAAAGCAACCGUGAUAGGGAUUGCAUGAUUUGUUUGAAAGAUGAAGUCUCCAUUGUUUUUCUGCCCUGUGCUCACCAAGUAUUGUGUGUCAGUUGCAGUGACAAUUACGGAAAGAAGGGAAAAGCCACUUGUCCAUGCUGCCGGGUUCCAAUAGAACAGAGAAUCCGCGUUUUUGGAGCAAGUUCAUAGUCAUAGUUUGGGUUUAAAGAAAAUAUUGUGCAUCAUCAAGUCUUUUUCAGGAUUACUUGAUAAUAUGCAAUUUACAUUUCGUUGAAGACAUUUUGGCUGCUUGCUUUUACAUAUACCUGCCUCUAAUAUGCUGUGAUAGUUGAGCAUAAUGUGGAUGUAUGUAUAUAAGAACUUGAGUAGGCUCAUGGUUUCAGCCUUAAAUAAGUGAAAUGCAUUUUCACUUUGUUUCCCACCUGCUUGCAAUGGAGCUAAUUAUCUGUCAUUUAUUAUUUUAUAAAAAGAGUUAUCAUUC